Messenger RNA from Olea europaea var. sylvestris, 813 nucleotides. RefSeq lists its product as uncharacterized. Gene Ontology annotation, molecular function: nucleic acid binding. NCBI's taxonomy places the organism in Eukaryota, Viridiplantae, Streptophyta, Magnoliopsida, Lamiales, Oleaceae. The record is from RefSeq and is a predicted model, not a curated record. Bases 1 to 813 code for a protein of 270 amino acids. The transcript has 5 exons.
AUGAAGCUGACACUCAGGGACAAAAUAGUAGCUGCUCAGAAAAAUGAUCCUUUUUUGGAAAAGAGAUUUGAAAUAGUCGAAGAUAAAACCUUGAUGGGAAGUAUAGCCUUGUUUGUGUCCAAAUGUAUGGUUUGUCAACAAGUAAAAGUUGAACAUCAGAGGUCGUCAGGGCCAUUGAAUCCUAUGGACAUACCCGAAUUGAAGUGGGAAAAGAUUGCAAUGUGGGUUUUCCUAGAUCAUUCGGACAACCUAUACUUAGAACAGUUUGUACAGAUUUAUAUUAGAGAGAUUAUGCGACUUUAUGGUGUUUCAGUUUCUAUUGUAUCGGAUAGAGAACCAAGACAAUUUGAACGAAUUAUCCAAGUGCUUGAAGAUAUGUUGAAAGCUUGUGUCCUAGAUUUGGGUGGCAAGUGGAAAGACCAUUUGCCGUUCGUUGAAUUUGCAUACAACAAUAGCUUCCAAGCUAUUAUUGGCAUGGCACCAUAUAUGAGGCUUUGUAUGGUCGUCAAUGUCGUUCAUCAUUAUACUGGGACAAAGUUGAGCUAUGCUAACAAAAGGAGAAAGGAAUUGACUUUUGAGGUUGGAGAGAAAGUGUUUCUCAAAGUGGCACCAAUGAAAGGAAUACUACGAUUUGGGAAGAAAGGGAAAUUGAGUCCAAGAUUUAUUGGUCCAUUUGAGAUUCUUGAAAAAAUUGGGAAUGUGGCAUAUCGUUUAGCAUUGCCACUCAAACUAUCAGCAGUGCACGUCUUUCACGUUUCUAUAUUGAGAAAGUACAUUUCAAAUCCUAACCAUGUGGUGAUGUUCGAUCACUAG